Cylindrotheca closterium is the source of this 1095-nucleotide messenger RNA. NCBI's taxonomy places the organism in Eukaryota, Bacillariophyta, Bacillariophyceae, Bacillariales, Bacillariaceae. The record is from the annotation of a GenBank genome assembly.
AUGACACAGGAAGAGGUUGAAUAUCAAAAAGAAUUCUAUCAGAAUGCUUCCCAAGAACUUCAGGAGAGGCUCGAACGACUGGAUAAAGACGAAGGCUUGUCACCAGCAACAGUUGGCAAACGCAAGCAUGAGCUGAUUUGUGCACAUCGAUUGAAAUUUGGUCGUCACCCAUUUGUCUGUUCCAAGUGUUGGUCCUACUUGCCUGUCUGUGUCUGUCACCUAGCCACGAGGUCAUCUAAGGAGUGGAAAUAUAAAAACUUAUUGCAAGUUUUGGUUUGGACACACCAUCGUGAAUGGGGUUUGACAUCGAAUACUGGGUCCAUUCUAGGCUUGACACUUGGAAAUAAUGAUGCAUCAUCUCACGUAGUGGAUACCACACAUAUUGAUCCGAGUACUGAUGAGAAUAAUCCAUGCCGCUUGCUAAUGAAAGGACUGCCAAAACAUGACGAAAUACUUCAGAACAUUUUGGAUGAUUCUGCACGAAAGAGGGAAGGAGACGAUGAAAGCCAUGGUGUUGAUCAUGAUGGUUCCACUUUAGUGGUAGUCUUGUGGCCAUCGUCGAAUCCGGAAAAUGCCAUCACACUACCGCAACUUCGACGAGAGUUGGAAGCGUCCGAUCCGAAUAACUGUUUUGACAGUAACCCGCAUGAAGAAGUAUCGGAUGCCAUGGUGAGCAGCUCGCAGAAAAAGAUUGUUCUAUUGGCAGUGGAUGGGACUUGGCGGAAUGCUCGAAGAAUGGUUGCCAAAUUACCGUCCCAUGUGAAACGAUUGGAUUUGGAUGAGAGUACCAUUCGAUGGAAUGACAGUAAGGCGACUGGUGACGAAAACAGCCCUUCUGAGGACUCAUCAUCAAUGUUAUCAAUUUUGGCACCUUUGCGUAGGAGAGGACCAUCGGGAAAAGAAAACCAAAAGACAGACUUGAAAGUCAAUGCUUCUUCACUAGAUAAUGAAAAGAGACAGGUAUGUACUGCAGAAGCAGUGGUGGCAGCCUUGCACGAAGUAGGAGCUAUUGAUACCGAGCUAGCACAGCAGGUUCUCUACGCCACUCAGACAAAGGUGGAUCGAGUGCGGCGAUACCGAGGAAAAGUGCAAUGA